CCACCCUGGUGCUCUAUUCCACACCCUCUGCUCAUGAGGCCAUGAAGCUCUGGCUGGCCUGGAGUCAGGUCACCCCUCCUUGCCCCUCCACAAUCCAGGGAUUCCCUGCUGCCAAGGGUCUGGGAACAGAAAGGGCCCUGGAGGGACCCGGUCACUGACCCAGCCCCCAUUGGCUGUACCCUCUGCAAGGUCUCAGAGUCCUGGACUGACCCCAGAUGGUUCCCACUGCACAGAUGGGGCCUGGGGAAGUGGAGUGGCUGGCCCCUGGCCACACAGGAAGACCCCACCCCCUAUGGAACCUCCUGCUCCUGCUGUGGAUCCUCCUGAACUGUGGUUUGGGGGGCAGUGCUCAGGGGCCGGGAGAGUGGACACCAUGGGGUUCCUGGAGCCGCUGUUCGAGUUCCUGUGGGCGGGGGCUCUCCGUACGAAGCCGGCGCUGCAUCCGGUUUCCCAGGGAGGAGCUGUGCCGGGGGGACACCCACGAGUACCGCCUCUGCCAGUUGCCAGACUGUCCCCCAGGGGCCAUGGCCUUCCGAGACAUCCAGUGUGCCCUCUACAAUGGCCAGCCUGUCCUCAGCCUCCAGAAGACUUACCAAUGGGUGCCAUUCUAUGGCGCGCCCAACCAGUGCGACCUCAACUGCCUGGCCCUGGGGCAUGCCUUCUACCAUAGCUUUGGCCGCGUCCUGGAUGGCACUCCCUGCAGCCCGGGUAGCCAGGGACUCUGCGUUGGGGGACGCUGCCUAAGCGCCGGCUGUGACGGUUUGAUGGGUUCGGAUGCCCGCGAGGACCACUGCGGCCGCUGUGGCGGCGCCAACGACUCGUGCCUCUUCGUACAGCGCGUGUUUCGUGACGCCGGAGCCUACGCUGGAUACUGGAAUGUGACACUGAUCCCCGAGGGCGCCAGACACAUCUACGCCGCCCAUCGGAGCCGCAACCAUUUGGCGCUGAUUGGGGGCGACGGGCACUACGUGCUCAACGGCAAGUGGGAGGUCAGCCCGCCCGGGACUUACGACGUGGCAGGCACCCGCGUGGUUUACACCCGCACUACAGGGCUAGAGGAGACACUGCGUGCGGCGGGACCCACCACCCAAAACCUGCUUCUGCAGGUCCUCCUGCAGGAGCCCAAUCCUGGCAUUGAGUUCGAGUUCUGGCUCCCUCGGGAACUCUACAGCCCCUUCCAGGAGCAGGCACAGGCCCUGAGCUGGUCCCUGAGGCAGCCACAGCCUCUGGAGGUGGAACCUCAGUCUUCUGAGCCCAACGAAGCCCCGGCUUUCCCCACAAGGACCCCAAACCCCACCCCAGAUCCCUGCCCACCCUGUCCCGACACCCGCGGUCGUGCCCAUCGGUUGCUUCACUAUUGCGGCAGUGACUUUGUGUUCCGGGCUCGAGUGCUGGGCCACCUCCGCCAGGCCCAGGAGACCCGCUAUGAGGUGCGUGUGCAGCUUGUCUACAAGAACCGCUCACCACUGCAGACCUUUGAAGACAUGCAGUGGAGAGACAGAGAAGAUGGCCGUGGAGAUGACAAUGGAGGUGGACACUGAAGUGAUAAGGCCACAGGCCAAGGGAGGCUGGAGCCCCCAGAAGCUCGAACAGGUAGGAAGGACCCUCUGCUGGAAUCUCAGGAGGGAGUGCGGUCCUGUAACAGUGACUGGCCUUCAGAUGUGAGAGACUAAAUCUUUGCUGUUUUAAGCACCCCCCUCCAAUAUGCUGUAAUGUGUUAUGGUCAUCCUACACCCUCCAAUCUCUGACAGGUCUAUACCCCAGAGAAAUGAGAGCUGUGCUCGCCGAAGGCCAGUUCUAGAAUAUUCCUAGCAGCUUUAGUCACAAUAACCCUAAACGGGAAACUACUCAAAUGCCUAUCAGCAAUGGAAUGGGGCAAGUGAACUCUGGCCUACGCACAGAAUAGCACACCAUCCACCAAUGAAAAAGAGCAAAGUACUGGCAAUUCUCACAGUGGGCUGAGUCCAACCGACACAGCUCUGAAUCGCGUAGGAAAGGAUGGAAGGCACUGUUGGGACUGGGGAGAGACUGGGAGGGGCUGGCCCUGGCACCCUACUAUCUCUGAGUCACUGGUUACACUAUUCUGUGUGUUCAAAUUAAUCCAAGUCUGAGGGGCUAAAGGUCAAUAUCUCCACAUGGGAAGACAAGUAUGUGUUCUCUCCACUUGUGCUCCCUGAUGAGCUGACCAGGGCUGGGUGAGGGAUACCUUUGAGCACCUGUUUUUCUGCCCCCCCGGGGUGGCGGGGUACAGGGGAUGCCAGGUGCAGAGCGAGGCCGGCACAGCCAUUCCCUCACCCCAGACCAAAGCCAAACACCACGUUCUUCACACAGCUUGGCCAGUUAUAUAAGCAGAUUAUGAGAUCCCUGUCCCCAACACCCACAUAGGCUUCUUGGCAAGAUGGGGGUUCAUCAAUGAUUACCUUCAAUCUGUCCCUUCCUCCCCCUUGACAAAUCUUAUGACCCCAAGGAAAAGCCUUCUGGGUACCAUCAUGGUCCACCCCCAUACUCAUCUCCUCUCUUCCCCUCACUCACUCAGCUCCAGCCAUACAGUCCUUCCUGUUCUUCCUCUGUCCUGCCAGACGCAGGCCUGCCUCUGGGCCUUUGUACAGGCUCUUCUCUCUGCCUGGACCACCCCUGCCCUGAUUCUCACAAGAUUCAUGCCUUCACCUUCCCUCCUUCAUGUCUCUACUCAAAUGUCACUUCCUUAAACAGGCCUUUCCUUGACCCUGACAUUACAGCCCUGGCCUCCUCACCUCCCAGCUGCUUUUCCCCCCCAUUAUUCACCUCCCUCUAACAUGUUGUACAUUUAUCUUGACAAUUGUUGCCUCCCCAAACUCCCAGGAUUUUUUAUCUCUCUGGGUCAAUACUGUAACCUUGGCUUCUGGAUCAGGGCCUGGCAAACCGUAAGUGCUGAGCAUCUGCUGAGUGAUGGAAUGAAUGAUUUGAACCUGCUGCUCAGCAGUAGCUCAGCACUUCCACUUUCCUUGUUAGCGUUCUCAAGGAUGAGGACACAGGGUAGUGGUGUUGGUGGCUGCAUGGGGCUGCAUCCUUUUUUUAGGAGGAAACUGCUUUAGAAGAGGCCACUCGCAGCUGGGGGACAAGCAGGGCCUACUAAGGGGUGAGGGGCAUGACACAUCAAAGGAUUUCGGGACUUGGCUGAUGCGUUUAGGCAGAAACUGGAAGUGUCUCCAGAUAUCAUUGCCCAACACCUCUGAGACAAAAUUGCCCCCAGCUGAGAAUAACCAUGUUACAGCCUUGGGAGCACCUGCAGGGUGAGAGUUUGUGGCUCAUUCUGCCAAACCUCUCGUGUUUCUACCAGAAGCUGUGGUAGAACCAAGGAGAAGCAUAGCUUUGGAUGGCGGCUGAGUGGUGAGAGGGGUGGACCGAAAGACACUGUGUGGGCCCCAGGUCCCCCCCAGCUAUGACUGCAGAUGUCUCAGGGUCACAGCCCCCUCCCCUGGGUACAAAACCUGCCCCCCAGGCCAAAGAUCAAGCUCAUUGCGUGUACAGUUCAGGCUCCAGGCACUCCUGCCCCCACUGAGAGCACCUCUUGAUUCAGCUCCUCUCCUACCCCACCAUAUCCCCCAGCUUCCAGCUCAGGAUCCACCUCCAGAAACUUAUACUUGCACAGGGGGUGUUCUGUGCUUUGUAUAUUGUUGGAUUACAUGUGCUAUUCUUUGGAUUUUUUUUCUUUGCAUCUAUAUCCAUGCACCAGGCUUGUCACCUUUCUUACAUGUUCCAUCUCUGCCUGGUUUCAUGAUCAGUGUCAUUGCAGGCCUCACAAAGGAACCCAAGUGCAGGCUGUAGGAGGCCCCAUCAAUGUCCACACAUCUCCCCUCUCCCACUUUUCACAAAUGCCAGUCUGACAUUGACUGCCAGCCUGCAGGCCUCUUUGCUGCCCGCAGAGGGAUGGUGGAUGGAACAAAUGGCCACUUCUCUUCCAGUUACCACCAUGGUGGACAGUCUCUGGCUCCCUGAGCACCUGGGCAGAGUCUCAGGUGUGCAUUGGGCACAGGCUCCUGGAGCUCCAGGUGCCCACAGUUGUUCCAGGCUUGGCCAUGCCCACUUCUUUGGCUCCUUCUCCUACCACUCCCUACUGGAGCUUCCUGGGAUCCCCUUCCAGAAGAAAAAUCUGGACUUGAAUUCUCAUCUCCGAUUCAUCUUGGCCACUUGACCUCUAUUCUGGUCCUUGUUUUCCUCAUCUGUAAAGUGGGGCUUUUACCUUCUCAUCUCUGAUUAGAGAUGAUCUCAUCUCUGAUCAUCCCCCCAAACCCCCUUGUCCCCUCCCCCCUGGACA
This is a messenger RNA of Artibeus jamaicensis (Jamaican fruit-eating bat), 4297 nucleotides long. RefSeq names its product ADAMTS like 5 (gene ADAMTSL5). Lineage: Eukaryota; Metazoa; Chordata; Mammalia; Chiroptera; Phyllostomidae. Gene Ontology annotation, cellular component: extracellular matrix. The transcript is spliced from 13 exons. Gene Ontology annotation, molecular function: protein binding; metalloendopeptidase activity. The record is from RefSeq and is a predicted model, not a curated record. Gene Ontology annotation, biological process: extracellular matrix organization. The coding region runs from base 216 to 1541 and encodes 441 amino acids.